AUCGUGUGGCAAGGUAAAACAAAAGCAACAACGUUUCUAGUUACUUUGCAUGAAUUAUUAAAAUAUUCGCUGUGGUUAAUGUAAUUUAAACGAAUAGGCGUGUGCGUGAAUGUACUUAAGAUCAAGCUACAUAUUAUCAGUUAAAUGAUACCAAAGCGGCCUCUCAAAUGUGUCGAUUUAUAUGUUAUUUUUGGAUGAGUAUUUAAUGAGAGCAGCAGCAGCAGCAGCAGCAUGGAAAGCGAACGACUCUGCAUUCGACUGGACAAUCCAGAUCGCAUUUUUUAUGCCGGCCAAGUCAUACGCGGCGAUAUUUGGAUGAAUCUGACCAAGCGUACCAAAAUACGAGCUAUUAAAAUUCAGGUAACUGGCAAAGGCAAAUGCAAAUGGAUGGAAAUCCUGCGAAAGAACUCCAACAACAAUGAGUACACACGCAGCCUAUUCUACACGAGCAAAGAGAUUUACGAGCACAGCGAAACUCCGCUCCCAGAAUUCGAGCCUCGCGGCCUAGAGUUGUCACCCGGCGAGCACACAUUCACCUUCAAUGUGGCACUCGGCCACCAGCUGCCCUCCAGCUUCCGGGGCAGCUACGGCAGCAUCAAAUACAAGAUGCGCAUCCUCAUUCAACGACCCUGGACCUUUGACCAGCGACACACGAUCCCCUUUACGGUUGUAAAGAACAUGCCACUGCCAGCGACCUAUCGCAGCAAUCCCACACCGCUGGAGAAGCAAAUUACGAAGACAAUUAGCCUUUUUGGCACACGACCAAUCACAAUGUUGGCCCUGCUGCCCGAGGAUUUUGCAGUGCGCGGCGAACCGUUGCGCAUCUGUGUUACAGUUGUCAACAACAGCACAACCAAUGUGGAGAAACUGCGCUUCAACAUUUUGCAGUACAUCACCUACUACAGCCACGUCCCGUUGCGUGUGCAGAAGGUCGAGUGCAUUGCGAUUGCCAAUAAGGAGACGGGCGCCGUGGCGAAGAAGAGCGAACGCAGCUUUGCCCACGAGCUGCUCAUGCCGGACACGGCGCAGCCGACGGACGAGGAGUACAGUGGCAUCAUAACCAUAUCCUAUGAGCUGCGCGUUGAGGCCGUGCUGCGGGGCUUCUUCAAGAAUCUGGUGCUUAAUUUGCCGUUCAAGGUCUAUUCGCAGGAUGUGUCCGCCAGGCUGGGCUCGAUGCGACCAUCGCUGCCGCCCCGACCCGACGAUGGACCACCUGGUCCGGACGAUGCCGCCGCCAGCGUUGCGCCAGGCAAUCCAUUUGAGCCGUCAGCUGCACUGUCUGUCUAUCCAGCGCUAGACUCUUCCAUUGGCUCGCCAUCGCAUUCGUCGCAGUACAGCGAAUGCAGUUCCCUGAACUCCACCACAUCGGACUCCACACUGAGCCCGGCUGUUGGUGGUGUUGAGCUGUCCUACACUUCCUACACAUCGGACUCGCAGUCCUCGCAGUUUGGCAGCCCCUCGGCUAGGGCCAGCCUGCGUAGCAACUGUAACGUGCCCUACAUGCCUUAUUCGUCCAGCCCACUGAUGGUGCAAUCGUAUCCACCGCCACAUCUACCACCGUACCCGUUGCCCGAUUCGCCGCAAUAUACGCUGCUCGCUCUGCCUCCACUCCCCCCACCGACAACGGCAACGGGAACGUCGUCAACGGCAGCACAGGCUCCAGUUGGUGCCGGCUACAGCCAAUUGCCAUCCACCUCAGCGGCGUCCGGAUCGCUUAGGCAGACACGCCAAUCCGCCGGCGCACACGCAUUGCCUCCCUCGUACGAUGAGCUCUUUGGCAACGCCAAUGCGCCGCCGGAGUCACCGAAGUGAGUUGCAGCCACGCCCCAACAUAGUUCAUGCCGCCCAGUUAUAUCUAAGCCUUGCCCAAACAAUGCUUCAGGUUUUAAUUUAGACUGCUUACAGCCCAUAGCAGAAAACACUUCUCGAGUUGUGUAUCUCAAAAACUAAUGUUACAAAUCGUAUCUCGAAUGAACAAAUUGGAAGAGGAAACAUAGUGAACAAUGCCAUCAACUUUAAGCAAAAAUAUUUACAAUGCCAAUCAACGUAAAUCAACGCAUAAACUAUGCACACAGUAAUGAAUUUAAAAUAAUUUUAAUCAUUUAACGUAUUCAUAGGUUUCGCAUUAGCUCCUAAGAAAUUGAAAAGCAAUUUGCAUAAGUGAAGCAGCAAAUCCGUUUGCCUUUUGCCAAUUUUGUGUUCGCACCUUUGAAAAAGGCGUGGCAGCAACUGACUUUCAUCUCCUAUCAGAUACGUAGCUUAUUGGCUUGUUCUUAUUCGAAAUAUUCAAAACAUUAUUAGACUUAUGAACCAAUGUAUAUUAGCAGUUAGUUAAACGAAAUUUACACAAAUGCCGUUAACUAAAUUCGCCACAAGAAUCGUCAUGAAUUUAAUUUCAAUUAAUUUCUUAUUUAUUCUACGGUUAAAAACUCAUUCUUGAAUUUAUUCUAAUAUCUAAUUCUAUUUAGAUAACCAAAAAAAUGUAGCAACAGCUUUUUAAAAGUCUGUUAAUUAAUAAUCCAAAAUUGUUUUUGACAGCCAACUGUGUAUGCAUUUUUUAAAAAAUUUCGAAUCACUUUUUUUUUUUUUUAAGUCCGAACUUUAUUAUUGUGUUUAGCUACUUCAUCAACUCCCACAUUUUUGACAAAUAUUUAUUGUUCUUAUUUAUUUCCUGCACCUCAUUUAAACAAGUGAAAACAGCAAUUGCUUUGAUCUAUGAGAUCGAAGCGGUAUUGAAUCGAUCGAUAUUUGAAAAACGACCUCGGCAUACUGCUGUCGUUUGCAAUGUGAACACUUUAGUUGUAAGUCACACAAAUCAAACCAUAACAUUAGUUAUAUUUCGUUAAGGUGCUUUAUAUAAUUAUUCAGCGAAUAUUUUUGGAGAAUUUUAAUUGCGAGUUCAUUUUGACAUUUGAUUUUUAAACGCAAUGAAACCAAUAAAAUGUUAUACAAUUCAAAUAUUGA
Molecule: messenger RNA, 2964 nt
Organism: Drosophila grimshawi
Lineage: Eukaryota; Metazoa; Arthropoda; Insecta; Diptera; Drosophilidae
Gene: Leash
Product: arrestin domain-containing protein 17
Exons: 5
Coding region: 232-1812 (526 amino acids)
Biological process (GO): protein transport
Cellular component (GO): cytoplasm
Source: RefSeq, a predicted model, not a curated record